Molecule: messenger RNA, 6079 nt
Organism: Dromaius novaehollandiae (emu)
Lineage: Eukaryota; Metazoa; Chordata; Aves; Casuariiformes; Dromaiidae
Gene: DENND1A
Product: DENN domain containing 1A
Exons: 24
Coding region: 184-3531 (1115 amino acids)
Biological process (GO): endocytic recycling; endocytosis
Cellular component (GO): clathrin-coated vesicle; cytosol
Molecular function (GO): phosphatidylinositol phosphate binding; guanyl-nucleotide exchange factor activity
Source: RefSeq, a predicted model, not a curated record
CGCGCAGCCCGCUGCACUACAGCUCCCGGCAGCCUCCGCGCCGCGCCGUGACUCGGCGCGGGCGACGGCGGCGCCGGCCGGGAUGGAGUGAGGGGGCGAGCGGCGGAGAGAGUGCAGCCCACCGAGCUCCGGCUCCCUCCCCUUUCUCUCUCUGGCCCGGGCCUAUGCGGCCCCCCAGAGACCAUGGGAUCCAGGAUCAAACAAAAUCCAGAAACCACCUUUGAAGUGUAUGCUGAAGUAACCUAUUCAGGAACCAGUUGCAUUGGAAAAGAUCCUGAGGUGCGGAGGCAAUUCCCAGAGGACUACAGUGACCAGGAAGUUCUACAGACUUUGACCAAGUUUUGUUUCCCCUUCUAUGUGGACAGCCAUGCAGUUAGCCAAGUUGGCCAGAACUUUACAUUUGUGCUUACAGACAUUGACAGCAAACAGAGGUUUGGAUUCUGUCGCUUAUCUUCUGGGACCAAGAGCUGCUUCUGUAUCUUAAGUUACCUCCCAUGGUUCGAAGUGUUUUAUAAGCUGCUCAAUGUCUUGGCAGAUUAUUCAGCAAAAGGACAGGAUAGUCAAAGGAGUGAGCUCCUAGAAACACUUCAUAGACUGACCAUCCCUGAGCCAGGAACCUCUGUUCAUCUUGGAGUGCACUCCUACUUUACUGUGCCUGACAUCAGAGAACUUCCUAGUAUACCUGAAAACAGAAAUCUAACAGAGUAUUUUGUAGCAGUUGAUGUCAACAACAUGCUGCAUCUCUAUGCCAGUAUGCUGUAUGAACGCCGCAUCCUCAUUUGUUGUAGUAAGCUGAGCACUUUAACUGCCUGCAUUCAUGGGUCCGCAGCUAUGCUCUACCCAAUGUUCUGGCAACAUGUUUACAUUCCUGUUCUGCCCCCACAUCUAUUGGACUACUGCUGUGCCCCAAUGCCCUACCUCAUUGGAAUACAUUUAAGUUUGAUGGAGAAAGUUAGAAACAUGGCCCUGGAAGAUGUGGUGAUUCUUAAUGUAGACACCAACACACUGGAAACACCUUUUGAUGACCUUCAGAGCCUUCCCAAUGAUGUGGUUUCUGCACUGAAGAACAGGUUGAAGAAAGUCUCUACAACCACUGGAGAUGGCGUUGCAAGAGCAUUCCUAAAAGCACAAGCAUCUUUCUUCGGGAGCUACAGAAAUGCACUGAAAAUUGAACCUGGCGAGCCCAUCACCUUUUGCGAGGAGACGUUCGUGUCCCACCGCUCUGCCGUCAUGAGGCAGUUCCUGCAGAACGCCAUCCAGCUCCAGCUCUUCAAGCAGUUCAUUGAUGGCCGCCUGGAUCUUCUUAACUCCGGAGAGGGCUUCAGUGAUGUUUUUGAAGAAGAGAUAAAUAUGGGAGAAUAUGCUGGUAGUGACAAAUUGUACCACCAGUGGCUCUCUACAGUAAGGAAAGGAAGUGGAGCCAUUCUAAAUACAGUAAAGACCAAGGCUAACCCUGCCAUGAAGACUGUCUAUAAAUUUGCAAAAGAUCAUGCAAAAAUGGGAAUAAAAGAAGUGAAAAACCGCUUGAAGCAAAAGGACGUUGCGGAGAACGGCUGCUCGGCGGCACCGGAGGAGUCUCUGCCAAGGCCAGCGCCUUCUCCCGGGCUUGAAAAGAAGGACUCUAAGUUAAGGGAAGACAGAAGACCAAUCACAGUACAUUUUGGUCAGCAGCAAAGACUCCGUCCGCCUCGGCCACCACCUCCAAAGAUACAGCGUUCAUCUAGGCCCGUUCGGCCUCCAAGACCUCAUGUUGUUAAGAGACCCAAGAGCAAUAUUGCUGUGGAAGGGCGAAGGACUUCGGUUUCUAGUCCAGAACACCUUGUAAAGCCCAUGCGACACUAUACAGUCUUCCUCUCUGAGGACUCUUCUGAUGAUGAAUUUCAGCAGGAAGAGGAUCCUGUCUAUGGCUUCUCUGAAAACUUUUUCUUCUCUGCUCCUUUCGAAUGGCCGCAGCCAUAUCGGGCCCUGAAAGAAUCUGAUAGUGCUGACGGGGAAGAGGCUGCCAGUCCGGAGAAGGGCAGAGGCGCUCGGCCGCCGAGCCCGCGCCUCACGGGCAAGGCCGCUGAAGUCAACCUCCUGGAAGACAUUUUCCCAAACUUGGAAGUGGAAACGCAGCCGCAGCCUCUCAGCCAAGCUAAAAGCCUGGAAGACCUGCGGACUCCCAAAGAAGAGGGAGAUCAGCGAUGCACAUUUGAAUACCAGAGAAUGGAUCUUGGUGUGCCUGAGAGGAACCGGAUCGUGCCAACCAUGAAGCUCUCUCACCCCUACAACAAGCUGUGGAGCAUGGGUCAUGACGAUAUGGCGAUUCCUACCAAGUAUUCCCAAAGCUCGCCCAAAAGGCCCUUGACUGCGCUUGGUAACAUGCCGCCAAUCACAAGGAGACCCCGUAGCAAAGACAGCGUGCUGGCUCCUGCAGAAAAGGAUGAAUCAAGCCCUGCCCCUCAAGGGAACAUCACUAUUCCUAGGCCACAAGGAAGAAAGACUCCUGAACUGGGGAUAGUCCCACCACCACCAGCACCCCGAGCUUCCAAGCACCAGACUCCAGCUGGGUCAACAGAAAUUCUCACCACCCAUGCUGCAGGACGUAGCCCUUUGGUUUCGGAUCUUAUCCCAGAGCCCUUUGGACUUGGUAGUGUGUCCCGAGACCCUGAAAUCCAGCAGUCCGUAAGUUAUUCCUCUCAUCCCUCCCAGCUUUUGUCCAGUGCUGCCAGCACUGCUGAGAUGCUCCAGCCUGUCAAGGUGAAGACAGAUAACGCAGGCAAUGAAAGCGACUACCUUCUUAGCCUGCUGGAUCCAUUAAAAACAGCCAGCUGGCAAAGCACUAGCCCGCAGCAAGGCCCCCACAACCUGCAAAGCGCGGCCACUCCACCUGCUGCACCUUUGCCAGGCAGCUUUGCCUCAGUGGCAAGUGACUUUGUGCCUCCUCCAGCUGCACCAUUUGUCCAGCCGCUCGGCUAUCCUUCCCCAGCACCACCUUUUCUACAGCCGUCUCCUAACCCAUUCACACAAACAGUGCCAGGAGCCCUCUCCGUGUCUCUAGUUAGACCCCCAAGGGGCUCUUUCACCCCCUCCCUAGGUCAUGCGUAUAGCUCUAGCUUCAUAGCACCUAAUUCUGGUUUCUACCAACCACAAAGACCUCAGCCAAACAUUUCAACGCUGUCCAUGCCCAACUUGUUUAGCCAGGCUCCGGCCGUGCCACCAGCUAGCUCCUUAUUGCUGCAGAGCCACAGCCUUUCUCCAACCAGCUCUCUCCAGCCAGCAUGUUUAAGUGGUCCUUCUAAAACCAGAACAUUGCAGGUGGGACAGUCCAGUUCAAAGGUAGAUACCAAGCAAGCACUAGCUCUCCUGUCUAAUGAACCUCCUUUGAUCCCUUCCAGGCCAGCUAAGGGCUUAGAGUCAGUGUUAAUACCCUCAAAAUCUGAGGAGACAAAAGAUCCAUUUGAAGAAUUGUUAAAAAAGACAAAGCAAGAGGUAUCAUCCACACCAGGUAAGGUUGAACAGCUCAGAAAGCGAUGGGAAACCUUUGAGUAAGACUCCCGAUGGCCUUUUGAUGUGCCUUUGGGAUUGACAGGGGCUUUGUUUUAUUUUGUGUUUUGCGCCAGCAUAAAACUCAGUAUGUCUUUUAUGGAAGGCUUAGCCAGGUGGCUGCAGGACCAUUGCCGUGCUGCGAUUCACAGCGCUUUUUGUGCAGAGUUCGUUGCUGGGAGUCCCUGCACUGUCCUGGUCCCUGCAGCUGUCUUCUCACUCCUCACUCUCCACCGCUGAAGCCCUCCCAGGACUCCUGCACUGACCAAAGCAUGAAGGUGGUUGGGGUUUGGUUUGGUUUUCCACACACAGCUUUUCAGACAAUACUACUGAUGCUGAAGUGGCUCCUUCCCUUGUAUUUUCAGUCCGUAGCACAGCCGGGAGCACAGCACGGCACAUCGUACCAGUGUUUCCUUCCUGCCUGUGUGAGCGGCGGUCAGUUCAGUCACUCCUGCCCUAGACGUAUAGCCUAGAGUGUUUUGCUUUCACAUGUCGAGUGCAGCAAACAGAUCCAGUCUUGUGGGCUGUGCUGAAUUAAUCCACGAGGCUUAAAUUGAGUUUGUCCUGUCUUGAAAUAUAGGUGUUCAUUUGGGUUAUGCAACUGUAUGAGCUUUUGUAGUAGAUUUUUAAUUUCCCUCCCCCGAUACGCCCCGAGAGGCUGCAGGGACCUCUCUGCUGCAGAGUUGUCAUAGUUCCUCGUUGCAACAAAAACCAUAGCACAGAGCAGAGCAGCCUGCUGCUGCUCAGGGUUUGGUCCUGGGUCUCUGUUGGGAAACUGGAAACACCAGCAAUUGCUUUUUAUUUUUUGCCUUUGGGGGGGGGGGGGGGGAAGGGGGGUUAAAGACAUCAGAAAAUAGAAUCCAUAAAGUGUAUCCUAGUCCUUAUGUAAGUGUAUGUUAAAAUUAUAUAUAAAUGUUAUAGCUGACAGUACAUGAACAGGAUGUAACUUAUCAUCUUAUUUGACUAUUAAAAACAAAAAAAGAGAGAGAAAAAUUGGGGUAUAAAAGUUCCCAGCUCAUGGGUUAAGUGCCAGUACGCUGAGCACAGGUCGACGAAGGCUGCAGCGUGGGGUCUGUGCGGAGGGAAAGGAGACUCCCACGUGCUGCCGUGUUGGCCCGUGCCUGUGUGGCAGCCGCCCGUCCCUCCUGCACAUCAGCGGGGCCCGUUGCUCCCCUGCAGCAGCCGGGCUUUCCUGCGGGGCUGCAAGGUCCCCCCAGCCCCUCUGGAAAACCACAAGCUUUAUCCCGCUUUUGAUGAGGACUUUUUUGCUGGUGCAACAAGCCUUUAACUGGACCGUGGACUGGACUGUGGGGUCAGGAAGUGCAAAAAGCAGUGAAAAGGUUAAAGGGUACGUUCAUGCUGAUUUUCUAAGACGCUUAUCUGUGGCAAUAGUAUUCCUAAGUAGUUUCAUCUUAAUCUUAGCAUCUCUUUUAAAACCUGCUGUCUUUACAGUGAUCAUUUUUGUGUUACUUAAGUGAUGCUUUUUUUUGUUUUGUUUUGUAUUUGGCACAAUCUGAUUUAAAACAUGUUACUCUAGAAGAGGUAAUCACAUCACCAUCAAGCCUUUGAUAAAGUAAAAGAAAUCAUUUUGGACACAUGGGAAAUUCUUGUAAAGCUUUAUCUGAAUUAUUUCCAAUGUAUCUAUUUUAUUCAUAUAACCUUGGAGAUUUUCUUACUCUAAUAUAUGAAAAUGGCUGUCUAUGCGUUUGAGUCUGUGCAAUACAAAAGAAAAAUACUCUAAUAUCUGAAAGGCCAACAGUUUGGGAAAGACCUUAGUAUUGUAUUAGUAUAGCUAUAUUUCUGUAAGUACUGUUGCUCUUACAAGCCAUUCAGUUGGAUUUGUAUUUUCUCUUUGUGUUGGAAGACAGAUGGUUUUGGUAUUGCAUAGUAAAGUCUAAUACAAUAGCACCACUUUAUUUUAUACUGUUCAGAAUGUAACAUUAUGUAGAAAUUAUAAAGUUGGUCUGGAAUUUCAGUUCUCCUUUGCUAUGAGCCAGAUCAUAAAACUUUCUCAAUUAUGGUGGAUCUGUAUAAGCACCAGAAGGUUCUGCGUAUGACUUAUCAUCUGAAUUUCGCAUACCUUUUUUUAAAUUUAAAGUUGUACACUGACUAUAUACUGAGUAGUCCUAUUACACAUGCUUAAUUAAAUAGGAAAAUGUUCAGGUACAUCUGUAUCAUUGCAGCUCAUUUUCCAUCUCUGUUUCUUGUUUUACUCUGCCCACACUGUAUAGCGUAAUGCCAAAACAGAGUACUUCAUGUAGGUGGGAUUUUUUUUUUAGACAAAAAAAAGCACUCUGGGUGCUUUUGGUUGGUUUGUUUUUCUUAUGUCAGGUGUGAGGCACUGAAAAGUAUUAACACUUACUCUAAAUGGCAUCAAUUGCCCGUCACUUUAUUUUAAAGGUGGGAAGUUGGGCACCCCGGGAGAGGCAGCAGUACGCGGCUGCACGCUGCUGCCGUUCCUGUCUUUCUUUCCUGACUUGGUGGAUUGAGUUUGCAGGCAGGAGACUGGUUUGCGCGUGUCUCAUAAUAAAGGAAUCAAACCAUCCCCAGGGCA